This is a messenger RNA of Spirometra erinaceieuropaei, 708 nucleotides long. NCBI's taxonomy places the organism in Eukaryota, Metazoa, Platyhelminthes, Cestoda, Diphyllobothriidea, Diphyllobothriidae. The record is from the annotation of a GenBank genome assembly.
AUGGAUACUGAGACUGAGGUGGCAGGACCAAAUUCCCGACACCGACGAACUAGAGCAACCGGGAAUCCUCAGCAUCAACGUCAUGCUGAGACAGCUGAAGCUACGCUAGAGCGGCCACCCAAGCGACUCUUCUAUGAAGACAGGUUCACGCCAACGAGGAAGUCAAUUCAGGCGCUACAAGGAUACUCAGAAAACCUCCUUGAAGCGUUUGCAAGUCAACCCGGUCAACUGGGAAGACCUCGCCCGGGACCGACCUACGUGGAGGACAGUGAAGACAGGCACAGCACCACCGCCGCCAAAGCCAAACGCAAAAAAACAAAUCUCAACUGUCGCCGCCGCCUCGCAACGCCAACGUCCAGCCGCUUCCAACGUGCGAACGAUAUCAACGGACAUUCCGGGCGUCAAAUGGACUUGUUAGACACCUCCGGACCAGCUGCACCACCCGAACUGCGCCAACCGUCGUCUCUCUCUCUCUCGCCGUCAACCAACACUGACCGCCCUACCCAACCACCACCACCACCAUCCUCCUCCUUAACGUCGGCCGCUGUAGCGUCUGUCAUGCCCAUUAACACCACAGACAAGCCCUACACACAAACACCACCGCCGUCGACACCGGUGGUGAGGACCUGGUCUACACCUGUCCUCAUUGCGGCCGCACCUUCACCUCACAAAUCGGUCUGGUCGGUCGCUUGCGAAUCCAUCGCAUAG